AUGUCAGCAAUCGCCUCUUCCUCCUCUUCAGCCCCUCAACCAAACCCAGGAGGGAUCAUCACUCAACCUCCACCCCCAUCGACACUGAGAGAAUCAAGAAUCGCAACUCACAGUCAUAUCAAGGGGUUGGGUCUCGCCGACGAUGGGACAGCCAUGGACUUCUCACAGGGUUUCAUAGGUCAGAAUCUAGCGAGGGAAGCAUUGGGAUUACAUUUGAGUUUGUUGAAAUUGGGUAGACAUUCCGGUAGACCUUUGUUACUUGUUGGACCACCGGGGACUGGUAAGACCGCCCUCGCUCUCGCUCUCAGUCAAGAACUAGGCUCCAAAGUACCGUUCUGCGCGAUGGUGGGAUCAGAAGUGUAUUCUGGAGAAGUCAAGAAGACGGAAGUGUUGGGCAGUUGUUUCAGACGUGCUAUAGGCCUUCGAAUCAAAGAGACCAAAGAAGUGUACGAAGGAGAGGUGACCGAGCUCACCCCAUCCGAGGCUGAAAACCCCCUAUCAGGCUAUGGCAAAACCAUCUCACACGUUAUUGUCGGUCUCAAGACAGUCAAGGGGACCAAACAACUUCGACUGGAUCCAUCAGUCUACGAAGCUAUACAGAAAGAAAGAGUCGUUAUCGGAGAUGUAAUUUACAUAGAAGCCAAUACAGGUGCUGUCAAGCGUGUUGGUCGAUCAGAUGCGUACGCGUCAGAAUACGAUUUGGAAGCCGAGGAGUAUGUUCCCUUACCGAAAGGUGAUGUACACAAGAGGAAAGAAUUGGUACAGGAUGUUACGUUGAAUGAUUUGGAUAUGGCAAAUGCGAAACCUCAAGGAGGUCAGGAUAUCAUGUCUGUCAUGGGUCAGUUGGUCAAAGGAGGAAGAACAGAAGUGACAGAUAAGUUGAGGAAGGAAAUCAAUAAAGUGGUUGAUAAGUAUAUCGAACAGGGGGUGGCAGAGCUGGUUCCUGGUGUGUUGUUCAUCGAUGAAGUCCACAUGCUCGACAUGGAAUGUUUCACCUACUUGAACCGAGCACUCGAAUCGCCCCUUUCCCCUUACGUCGUCCUAGCUUCGAAUAGAGGUAUAUGUACAAUCCGAGGAACAGAAUAUGAUGGAAUAUUAGGAUCAUCAAGUGAAGGAAUUAGAUCACCUCAUGGUAUACCUAUCGAUUUACUGGAUAGAUGUAUGAUAGUGAAGACUUCGUUAUAUAAGAAAGAGGAAAUUAAAAGGAUAUUGGAGAUGAGAUGUAAGAUUGAGAAUAUUCAAAUUACAGGAGAGGCGUUAGAUAAAUUGGCGGAACAGGGUGAAAAGACUUCAUUGAGGUUCGUCCUGCAGUUACUCACUCCUUCGAAUAUCCUCAAUAAAACGAAGACUGGGGCAACCGGCGGAGGGGUCAGUAUGGAAGAUAUUGAAGAGUUGAAUGAUCUGUUUUUGGAUGCUAAGAGGUCGACGGGGAUAUUGAAGGAUUUGGAAGAUUUGGAAAAUAAGUAUUAG
Molecule: messenger RNA, 1470 nt
Organism: Kwoniella botswanensis
Lineage: Eukaryota; Fungi; Basidiomycota; Tremellomycetes; Tremellales; Cryptococcaceae
Product: RuvB-like helicase 1
Exons: 4
Coding region: 1-1470 (489 amino acids)
Biological process (GO): box C/D snoRNP assembly; regulation of transcription by RNA polymerase II; chromatin remodeling
Cellular component (GO): Ino80 complex; R2TP complex; NuA4 histone acetyltransferase complex
Molecular function (GO): DNA helicase activity; ATP binding; ATP hydrolysis activity
Source: RefSeq, a predicted model, not a curated record